Molecule: messenger RNA, 2704 nt
Organism: Carassius gibelio (silver crucian carp)
Lineage: Eukaryota; Metazoa; Chordata; Actinopteri; Cypriniformes; Cyprinidae
Product: gastrula zinc finger protein XlCGF49.1
Exons: 2
Coding region: 116-811 (231 amino acids)
Cellular component (GO): nucleus
Source: RefSeq, a predicted model, not a curated record
CGAGGCCAUUCAGGAGUUCUGGAAUAUUGAAAGAGGUUUUCUUCGCGUAUCUUUAGUUUGCUUAUUUAUGCAAUAAACAUUCUUAUAAUUGCAUUGCAUUGCACUGGAGCAAGUUAUGAAGAAAAGUGAUGCAGCACUAGCAGCUCCUCACCCAUCGAAAAAAACGGCGGAAGGUGGAGACCAGAAUGAAGCGCAGCAGAGCUGUGAAUCAGAUCAUCAGUAUCAGAUUACAGCUGGAGAAAAAUCACUGAGUCCAUCACAGAACAUCAGCCAAGAGCGAACUAAAGCAAGUCAAGCCCGGCCGUUCACGUGCCUCCAGUGCGGGAAGACCUUCAAACGCGCCACGGAUGUCAAAGGUCACCUGCGCUAUCACUCAGGCGAGAGGCCUUUCACCUGCGACCAGUGCGGGAAGAAAUUCAUCUUGGCGUCGCACUUAAAAACACAUCUCUCCAUUCAUUCAAACGAGAAGCCUUUCUUGUGCUCUAUCUGUGGCAAGAGUUUCUCACGCCUCUGCACUUUCAAAGAUCACGAGAACAUCCACACCGGCGUGAGAGCGCACACUUGCUCCGAGUGCGGGAAUGCCUUCGUCACGGCCAACGCACUGAAGAUGCACCAGCGAGUUCACACCGGAGAGAAACCCUACAAGUGUUCGCACUGCGGCCGGAGCUUCAGUCACUCGGGAGCGCUGAAGAGACACGAGCGCGUUCACACCGGAGAGAGACCCUACCACUGCCCUCUCUGCGGCCGGAGCUUCACACAGUCCAGUAAUCUGCUGACACACGUCAAGAGACACUGUCCGAAGUCACGCUGAUCAAACCAGGACCACAUGUGAACACAUUCAGAAGUAAAGACAGUAAUCCCCCAGUCACUAGGGAUGUGGCGAUGAACCGCGAGCCGGUUGAAAAUCGAUGCUAAACAAAGUUUAGCUGGUGUUUUUUUCUGUUCAUCUUGCCUCUCUAUAAUGCAUAUUAAAGUUCAGAAAUGCAGUGCUGCUUUGUUUACCGCAGUAACCAAGGAAACACUUUAAGCUCCACCCACUGUGCUGUACGUAAGUGCUUUGUUUACAGCGGUAACCAAGGAAACACUUUAAGCUCCACCCACUGUGCUGUACGUAAGUGCUUUGUUUACAGCGGUUACCAAGGAAACACUUUAAGCGCCACCCGCUGCGGUGUUCGUAAGUGCUUUAUUUACAGCGGUAACCAAGGAAACGCAUUAAGCUCCACCCGCUGCGGUGUUCAUAAGUGCUUUGUUUACAGCGGUAACCAAGGAAACACUUUAAGGGCCACCCGCUGCGGUGUUCGUAAGCGCUUUGUUUACCGCAGUAACCAAGGAAACGCUUUAAAGCUCCACCCGCUGCUGUGUUCAUAAGUACUUUGUUUACAGCGGUAACCAAGGAAACGCUUUAAGCGCCACCCGCUGCGGUGUUCGUAAGUGCUUUGUUUACAGUGGUAACCAAGGAAACACUUUAAGCUCCACCCACUGCAGUGUUCGUAAGUGCUUUGUUUACCGUGGUAACCAAGGAAACGCUUUAAAGCUCCACCCGCUGCUGUGUUCAUAAGUACUUUGUUUACAGCGGUAACCAAGGAAACGCUUUAAGCGCCACCCGCUGCGGUGUUCGUAAGUGUUUUGUUUACCGCAGUAACCAAGGAAACACUUUAAAGCUCCACCCGCUGCGGUGUUCGUAAGUGCUUUGUUUACAGCGGUAACCAAGGAAACACAUUAAGCUCCACCCGCUGUGGUGUUCAUAAGUGCUUUGUUUACAGCGGUAAUCAAGGAAACGCUUUAAGCUCCACCCGCUGUGGUGUUCGUAAGUGCUUUGUUUACCGUGGUAACCAAGGAAACACUUUAAGCUCCACCCACUGCAGUGUUCGUAAGUGCUUUGUUUACAGUGGUAACCAAGGAAACACUUUAAGCUCCACCCACUGCAGUGUUCGUAAGUGCUUUGUUUACCGUGGUAACCAAGGAAACGCUUUAAAGCUCCACCCGCUGCUGUGUUCAUAAGUACUUUGUUUACAGCGGUAACCAAGGAAACGCUUUAAGCGCCACCCGCUGCGGUGUUCGUAAGUGUUUUGUUUACCGCAGUAACCAAGGAAACACUUUAAAGCUCCACCCGCUGCGGUGUUCGUAAGUGCUUUGUUUACAGCGGUAACCAAGGAAACGCAUUAAGCUCCACCCGCUGUGGUGUUCAUAAGUGCUUUGUUUACAGCGGUAACCAAGGAAACGCUUUAAGCUCCACCCGCUGUGGUGUUCGUAAGUGCUUUGUUUACAGUGGUAACCAAGGAAACACUUUAAGCUCCACCCACUGCAGUGUUCGUAAGUGCUUUGUUUACCGUGGUAACCAUGGAAACGCUUUAAAGCUCCACCCGCUGCUGUGUUCAUAAGUACUUUGUUUACAGCGGUAACCAUGGAAACACUUUAAGCUCCACCCACUGCGGUGUUCGUAAGUGCUUUGUUUACCGUGGUUACCAUGGAAACGCUUUAAAGCUCCACCCGCUGCUGUGUUCAUAAGUGCUUUGUUUACAGCGGUAACCAAGGAAAGUCAUUAAGCUCCACCUGCUGGCAGAAAGUGGAUCUGCGUCUCGUUCAGCUCGUCUGUUGUUUCUGUUCUGGAAAGAUAUUUAUGUACAGUUUCACAAAACUGGUUUUGCUUCAGAUUUAAUAAUUAUACAAUCUAAUUUAGAUUAAAAACUGUUCAUGUUGCUUG